AGUCUGCAGAGCCACCCACUACACCACAGCCGUCGACAUGGCCUGCAGACUUCCCUCCGCCGCCGCUGCCCUCUUCGGAGCCGUGGCGCUGCUGUCGCACCUCGCGACCGCAGCCAAGCUGCCUGCCUCGUUCAAGCGGUGCAAGGCGGGAGACCCACAACUUGGGGGCUGCAUGAAGGAGGCCAUCAACGUCGCAAUCGGAGAACUCGCUAAAGGCGCGCCCAGCCUCGGAGUGCUGCCCAUCGACCCGCUGGCCAUCUCCGCGUUGAGCAUCGGCCGCGGCAGCGGGCCCGUCGACGUCAGUCUCGACUUCAAGGAACUCACCAUCCACGGGGUCUCCUCCGCCGUCAUCGAGACAGCCUCGUUCGACACGAAGACGCUGUCGCUGGACAUGCAGGCGCGCUUCCCCGGCCCCGUCAGCCUGCUGGGCCAGUACCGCAUCGACGGCAAGGUGCUCGUGCUGCCCAUCACGGGGGAGGGCCGCUGCAACCUCACAUUCGCCGACCUGAAGACGACGGUGAAGGUCCGCGCUGAAAGGGUUGUCAAGGACGGGCAGACGUACGGCCGCGUCCUCAGCUUCGGAUUCUCGCUGCAGCCGCAGCGCCUGCACAUGGACUUCGAGAACCUCUUCAACGGCGACAAGGCCCUGGGGGACAACAUGAACAAGUUCCUGAACGAGAACUGGCAGGAGAUCCUGAAGGAGCUGCAGCCCGCUGUGGAGGAGGCCUUCGGCGCUACCUUCAAGGAGAUCGUGAACAGAAUCUACCAGAGGGUGCCGUACAAGGACCUGCUGCUGGAGUAGGCCUCCCUCCCACCUGCCACUUCCCACCGUCCAUCCCCCAUCCCCAUCAGCCACCGCCACCGACACGGCGUGGCCGGCAGCGUACAAACCGAGAGGGUCGGCUGGCCGACAGCUCCGGGCUGCGAGUCUUCGUCAAGAGCGCCGCCGCAGCCGCCGCGCCCCCACACAGCGCCGCUUCAGCCUGUCAUCCAUUAUUUAUGAUAAUAAA
Schistocerca cancellata (South American locust) is the source of this 1010-nucleotide messenger RNA. Its product is annotated as protein takeout-like. Lineage: Eukaryota; Metazoa; Arthropoda; Insecta; Orthoptera; Acrididae. The transcript is spliced from 6 exons. The record is from RefSeq and is a predicted model, not a curated record. The coding region runs from base 38 to 802 and encodes 254 amino acids.